Molecule: messenger RNA, 828 nt
Organism: Pestalotiopsis fici W106-1
Lineage: Eukaryota; Fungi; Ascomycota; Sordariomycetes; Amphisphaeriales; Sporocadaceae
Exons: 1
Coding region: 1-828 (275 amino acids)
Source: RefSeq, a predicted model, not a curated record
AUGUCCCCUUCAUUCUUGCACCGUCUCAAGAGCAAGGUCAGAAGUCUGCAAGACCGCAGGCGGAAAGUGUAUUGUCCAACUCUCCCAGAAUCUCAGGAUCCCCGUGCACAAACGCGGUCUGAGAUUGCUGCCGAGAUUUUGCUCCGGGAGAAGCAGUUGGGAGCGGAUUUGUCCUUGGUGGAAGGGGAGGAGAAGGGAGAAGUGAAACAAUUGGUUGUCGAUGAUGCCGCAUCGAUUAACACUGAGCUGUUCCCGGACUUUGACUCUAGCAUCGACCCGGAAGCCCAUGUUGAAGACAUCUUUGCAAAUGUGAGCGCACAGUUCUGGAAGGGCCGGCAGAGGUCGUGGAGCUGGGCGUCCAAUGCCACUUGCGUCGAGGUGAGUGACCAGCGACGGCGCGAGCAGGAGGGCUGGCCUCUUUCCCUCAAGCCUGUGGCGAAUCCUGUGACGGGUGAGGUCAUCUAUGCCCCCGUGCCCUUUUUCCUGUGUCCUGGCUACUAUGAAGAAGACCCACCGCUCUGUGAGUUUUCCAUCGAGGUUGCCUUUGAGCAAGGUGAGUAUAGUGACGACAGCAAUGUGAUGGAUGAGGCUCUCCAUCAUGCUUUUACCUCGAUGAGUGAAGACCAUGAGUGGGACCACGUUGACAAGAACCUCAAAUGGCGCUUUAUCGAUGUGGUUGCAUCCAAAAAGCACCACCACACCGUCUCGACGCACCAGAAAGGUAGGAGCACAUGUUCACGGCCAGGUUGCGAUCUGGGAAAAUCCAAAAGACAAGAGCUGAAGCGAUUUUUGGAUCAUUUUUGGAAGAGCUUUUCAACAGCUCUGUAG